CAGGAGCCCUGUAGCGCGAAGAUGUCCCCCAUAGCAGUCGUGUCCACGCUGGUGCUGAUGAUGACUCUCAGCGGUGUCGGGCUUGGACAUGACGCCGCAGUCGGCACGGUGGACCUCCAACAGGACCUGUUCCUCGAGGAGGAGGGACCUGAGCUCGACAGGGAGAAACGGCAGGCGGACUUCAGUGACCCGAAGGACGAUCUGCGACGCGAGUGCCUGGCGAAGUCGCGGCGCGCCUGCUGCCCGCUGCUGCAGAAGGACGCCGUCAAGUUCGCCACCUGCGUGAAGGAGUACGGCUGGGCCAACAGGAACCAGCGGGAGCUGCCUGGCUGCCCCGGCUACCCCCGUUGUCCGGGGUUCAACAGGGGGUGAUGGUCGGCGGUGGCGGGAGAGCCGGGAGUAUGCCGAAGCAGCGCCGACGGCUUCGAGAUGAUCGGUGAUGGCUUGUCGAUUUUGUCACACCCAUGCGGCGGUGGCUGUGUGUUUCAGCGUCAAUGCAUACAGUAGACGCCAGUGUAGAACUGUGUGCAAACUUUUUGUUCCAGCUCAGUUGCUCUGUCCCGUUUGCUACGCACACAGCAUCACAUGAAAAGAGUGGAUGAGUUUUGACAGUUUCCAUACCAAACGAUAAACAAUUCAGUGAGGCAAUAAACAAUGACUGGAGUGUAA
Messenger RNA from Pollicipes pollicipes, 669 nucleotides. RefSeq lists its product as uncharacterized. The coding region runs from base 22 to 372 and encodes 116 amino acids. The transcript has 3 exons. NCBI's taxonomy places the organism in Eukaryota, Metazoa, Arthropoda, Thecostraca, Pollicipedomorpha, Pollicipedidae. The record is from RefSeq and is a predicted model, not a curated record.